UUCAGACUUGGUUCCUUCAACCUAGAGAAAGUUGCAAGCUCAACUGAGGUUGUUAGAGAACUUAUUUGUUACUGUCUGGAUACCGUAGCAGAAAACCAAGCCAAAAACGAGCACCUACAGAAAGAAAAUCAAAGGCUUCUUAGAGAUUGGAAUGAUAUUCAAGAACGAUUGGAAAAAUGUGUGAGUGCUAAGGAAGCUUUGGAGACUGACCUUUACAAACGAUUUAUUCUCGUAUUGAAUGAGAAAAAAACAAAGAUCAGAAGCUUACAUAAAUUGUUAAAUGAAGUUCAAGAACUAGAAAAGAACACUGAACAUGAAAGGGAAGCUACAACCCACUCUGAAAUGACUGCUGACCGAGAUGCAAUCUAUGAUGAAAGUACUGAUGAGGAAAAUGAAAACUUGUCUGAUCCCUCUGUGUUGGCUUCAGGUUAA
Molecule: messenger RNA, 432 nt
Organism: Galeopterus variegatus (Sunda flying lemur)
Lineage: Eukaryota; Metazoa; Chordata; Mammalia; Dermoptera; Cynocephalidae
Gene: XRCC4
Product: X-ray repair complementing defective repair in Chinese hamster cells 4
Exons: 3
Biological process (GO): immunoglobulin V(D)J recombination; double-strand break repair via nonhomologous end joining; positive regulation of ligase activity
Cellular component (GO): DNA-dependent protein kinase-DNA ligase 4 complex; nucleus; DNA ligase IV complex
Molecular function (GO): DNA binding
Source: RefSeq, a predicted model, not a curated record